Anopheles moucheti is the source of this 1009-nucleotide messenger RNA. RefSeq names its product 17-beta-hydroxysteroid dehydrogenase 14-like. Gene Ontology annotation, molecular function: oxidoreductase activity. Bases 50 to 823 code for a protein of 257 amino acids. The record is from RefSeq and is a predicted model, not a curated record. Lineage: Eukaryota; Metazoa; Arthropoda; Insecta; Diptera; Culicidae. The transcript has 2 exons.
UGUUAGGUAACGCUUGUUAGGCUCAGUGUCGUGUCGUCGGUGGUUGAGAAUGGAUUUUACCGGCAAGGUUGUGCUCAUCACCGGAGCUAGCUCUGGCAUUGGCGCUUCAACGGCUAAAUAUCUGACCAACCUUGGUGCCACCUGUGUGCUUGCUGCGCGCAGCGAUGCGAAGCUAGCUGAAGUUCGCCGGGAGUGUGUCGCGCUGGGAAGGGUGGAACCACUUACCGUCGUGACUGAUGUCACCAAGCGCGAAGACCUCGAACGGUUGAUCCGGUUGAUCAUUGCCAAGUACGGGCGGUUGGAUGUGUUGGUGAACAAUGCUGGCAAGGGAGCGGCCGGCAGCAUCGAGCAAGCCGAUCUGGAGCAGUUCGAUGAUAUUCUCGAUACGAAUUUGCGGUCGGUGUUUGCACUGACCAAGCUGGCCCUGCCGCAUCUGCUCGCCGUGAAAGGUAACGUGGUGAACGUAUCGAGUGUGGCCGGUACCAACUCCUUCACGAACGCGCUCUCGUACUGCGUCUCGAAGUCGGCCCUCGAUCAAUUCACCCGCUGCACCGCGCUCGAUCUGGCACCGAAAGGUGUGCGCGUAAACUCCGUCAAUCCGGCGGUUAUUGUGACGAACUUCCACAAGGCGAUCGGUAUGGAGGAUGAAGCUUACGCCGCCUAUCUUAAGCACUGCGAAACCACGCAUCCGCUGGGACGCGUUGGAACCGGCGAAGAGGUGGCCGCAUCGAUCGCAUUUCUGGCAUGCGAUGCGACGGCUAGCUUCACCACGGGCACCUGUCUGCGUGUGGACGGUGGAAAACAUAUACUUACGCCACGUUAAACCCAUUCCAUGAUUACCAUUCCGGCGGAAUCCGUAAAGGCGUAUAGAGAAGGAGAAAUUUUAGAUUUAAUUAAAUUACCAUGGAGGUAGCUGCUCCAGUUUUGGCCAAUGUUCCUAUUUUCGGCUGGCUUUUUGUUCCAAUUUUUAAUAAAAUGAGACUCGACGAUAUUUUUAAACACAACAUAC